Dermatophagoides pteronyssinus (European house dust mite) is the source of this 3546-nucleotide messenger RNA. RefSeq lists its product as uncharacterized. The record is from RefSeq and is a predicted model, not a curated record. Gene Ontology annotation, molecular function: RNA binding. NCBI's taxonomy places the organism in Eukaryota, Metazoa, Arthropoda, Arachnida, Sarcoptiformes, Pyroglyphidae.
UGGCUCAUUGUUUGGCUCACUCGAUUUCCAUUUGUUGUUUUUUUUUUCGCUUUACGAUUUAUUUUCCAAUCCCAAAAAAAUAACCAUCAUUGAAUCUAAUUAAUCUAUUCUUCAAAGUUUUUGGAACUUGAAAAAGACUUUCACUUUAUUAUAAUCAACAACAAAUAUAUACGGAUAAAGGGGGAAUUGUUUCGAUCGGGAAAACGAAGAGUUUCUGUUUCUUUUUUCGGUUUAUUUACGAGGAAGGGAGAACAUAAAACAAAAAAAAAAGACAAAAAAUGUCGAUUAUAAUACGAUUACAGAAUCUACCAUUGGAAGCAAAUUCAUUGGAUAUACGAAGAUUUUUUCAAGGUUUACAAAUACCGGAUGGUGGUGUACAUAUUGUUGGUGGUGAAAAUGGUGAUGCAUUUAUUGCAUUUGCAAAUGAUGAAGAUGCUAGACAAGCAAUGGAACGUAAUGGAAAUUUAAUAAAAGGUUCAAGAAUAAAAUUAUUAUUAAGUUCAAGAAAUGAAAUGCAACGUGUUAUUGAUGCUGCACGUAAUCAAACAAUAUCGAUAUUACCAUCAUCAACAAAAACGACAAUAAAUCCAAAUGCUGCUGCUGCUGCUGCUUCUGUUGUUCCAACAAAUAUACCGGUACAACAAUCUUCACCACAAAAAUUACCACCACCAUCAUCAUCAUCAUCAAUACAGCCACAACAAUAUCCAACACAUCCGAUUGGUAAUUAUCCCACUACACAAUAUCCGCCAACAGUACAAAUUCAACCAUCAUUAGCAUCAUCAACAAAUCCAGUUGCUACAAGUGGAUAUUAUCCUGGUAGUGUUGGUCCAUCACAAACAGUUAGAUAUCCGCCACCACCACCUCAAUCAUCAUCACAAACGCAGCCACAAUCGCAACCAACACCAAAUGAUUAUCAACGUAGUGGUCCUAACGUUGCUUAUGGUCAUCGACAAAAUGAUCGUCAAGAAUUACAAUAUCGUGGACGUAGCCGUAGCCGUAGCCGUAGUCCACCAACAAAUCGUACUGGUUCGGAUAUUCAUCCAUCAAUGAAUCAACGUUAUUCAGAUAUGAAUAAAAAUACAAUGCAAACUGGAUUGAUACGAUCAUUACAACCAUCAGUGUCAUCAUCAACAUCACAGAUAUCACCAUCAUCAUCAACACAAAUACAUUCAUCGAAUUUUGUUCCACAAACAAGUGGAAAUAAUAUGGAUAUACGUUAUACAAAUUAUCCACAGCCAUCACAACAACAACAGCAAGAAUCAAGAGAAUAUCAAUCACAACAAUCAUUUGGUGGAUCACAAUAUCGACCGAUGCCAGGUGCAUCAAAUGUUAAUAACAAUACAAUGAUGGAUGGUAGUUUAGGUGGUGGUAAUAUUGGUGGUGAUCGAGGAAUUGUAGGAGGAACAGGAAUAGGACAACAAGGAAUAACAAUACAAGGAGGAGGAGUUGUAGGUGGAGGAUGGAAUAAUAAUAAUAAUAAUAAUGAUAAUAAUAAUUAUCGUCAAACAUCUGUCAUAUCGAAUGAUUUUAAUAACCGAAAAAUGGAUUCGAUUCAUCAACUACCGCAACAACAACAACCACAACCUUUAUCAUCUGCAUAUGGUCAGCCAUCAACAAUGCCGAUGAUGCCACACCAAUCUCAGCAGCAGCAACAACAACAAUUGAUUCGGCCACCAUUAUCACAGCAACAACAACAACAACCACCACCACAACAAAUGUUUACAUUACAAUUGAAUGAUCUACCAUUCAAUGUAAAAUCAUUAGAUUUGAUAAAAUUUUUUCAACCAUUAUAUCUUGAUGAAGAUAAUAUCAAAAUAUUUUAUGAUUCAAAAGGAUUUCCAACUGGUAUUGCAUUGGUACGUUUUGGUUCACCAAAAGAAUGGGAACAAGCAUUAACAUUUAAUAAUCGUUAUAUGGGUGAUCGACGUAUACAAGUACAACCAUUAGAUGAUUUAGGUAAUAAUAAUAAUAAUAAUAAUAGUAAUAUUGGUCAAAAUUCAUCAACAAUCAUCAAUAAUAAUAAUAAUGGUCCAUUGCUUCAACAACCACCACCACCACCAUUAAUAGCAAAUCCUCCGCCAUCAAAUACAUCAGCAUCAACGACAAUUGGACAACAACGUAAAAAUACAUUACCUCCACCACAAUCAGAUCCAUAUCGAUCAUCAUUAGAUAAUUAUCCAACAUAUAGAAAUUCACCGGAAGAAAUUGGCUCAUUUGGUCGUGGUCCACCACCACCCAUAUCAUCAUCAUCAUCAUUACAACAAUCUUCAUCACAAUUUAAUGGUGGUAUGGGUCCACCACCACCAUCAUCAUCGUCAUCACAAUCAUCAUCAUCAUCAUCUCAUCAUCAUAAUAGUUCAAAUCAUCAUCAUCAUCAUCAUCAUCGUGGUAAAUAUCAACCACGUUGUAAGGAUAAUGCUUUAUUUAUGAAAGGAUUACCAUUCGCAAAUUGUACAACAAAAGAUGUUGCACAUUUCUUUGAUCCGAUCAAAUUAUUUCAUAUUGAAAUUGAAUUUGAUAGCCGUAAUAAACCAACUGGUAAUGCUUAUGUUGAAUUUCAUGAUCGUCAAGAUGUUGAUCUUGCAAUGAAUUAUAAUAUGAGAAAUAUGGGACAUCGAUAUAUUGAAUUAAUACCAUGGAUAUUAUAUGAAAAAUUUGGACCAACUUAUCAUCUGCCAAGUGCACCACCACCGCCAAAAUUUAUGCGUGGUAAUAAUAGUGGUGGUAGUCGAGGAGGUGGACCACCACCACCACCACCGCCGUCAUAUGGCGGAAGUGGUGGUGGCAAUCAUCAUCAUCAUCAAGGUCCAUUUACACAUUGUGUAUUGGUUCGUGGUCUUGGAAAACAUGUUAGCACACCGGAUUUGAAACAAUUUUUUGCUAAAUCUAAUAUCGAUACUUAUGCUGUACAUAUAAUGUUAACAACAGAUAAAAUGAAUGCUGGUGAAGCAUUUGUUGAAUUUUUAACUAAAGAAGAUCAAAAUCGUGCAUUAGAUAUGAGUGGUGCACGUUUAGCUGGUGAACGUGUUAAUAUUCGUCCGGUAGCAUAUGAAGUUGUUCGAGCAAGUGUUCCACCACCAAGAGGACCACCAUCAGCAUCAGGAAUGCCAUCAUUACCACCAAAUAAAUCACAUGGAGGAAAAUAUCGUCGUGGUGGACCAGCAGGUCCAAGAGGAGGAAAUAAUAAUAAUAAUGGUCAAUCGGCACCGAUUUUCGAUAAAUCAUCAAUAUUAAUAAUGAAAAAUAUUUCAUUUAAAACAAAUAUAGAUGAUUUAUGUAGAUUUUUUGAUGAUUAUCAUAUAACACCGAAUCGAAUAAAAAUUCGUCCAUCAACAUCAAAUGAUUCAUCAUCAUCAUCAUCAUUGAAUGAUCCUAACAAUUUGGAUGGACAAGAAGCACAAAUUCAAUUUCAUUCACGUUUAGAUGCUGAACAUGCUGUUCGUACAUUGGAUAAACAAUAUUUCCAUGAUCGUAAAAUUUAUCUAACAUUUUUAUAAAAGAGAGAGAAAGAAUAGAAAUGAAACAAAUUAAUUUUCUUUUUUUCCU